AUGCAUCCGUCGGGCGCCGCCAGUAAACGCAGCGCGUUCGAGGCGGCAGCUUGCCAGCAGAGCUACCGCGUGGCGGACGUGGAGUUGGCCACCUGCAAGCUGCACGGAGGCGCCGCCGUGUUGUGUUCGACCGCGGGCAAAGUUGGUCGCAACGGUCGCAGUGCCGCUGUAGGUGCCACUCUCUUUUGGCUCACCUGCCCUUACCUGAACACGAUGGUGGCACGGCUUGAGCGGCAUGGCGCGGUCGGGGCGCUGCAGCGGCUCGUGGAUGAAAAUGGCAGGCUGGCCGCCCAGCACGUGGCUUCUCAUGCGCGCUACGAGGCCCGCGCCCGGGCACUGCUGAGCGACCAGCGGUGGGCAUUUUUUGAGUCCCACUUUGUUUCCCCUCCUGAGUCCGCCAGCGGUCGCAAGUACGGCAACGCCGCCGUGGGCCACGCGAAGGAUCUUAAGUGCCUGCACGCCCUCGUUGCCCAGUCCCUGUGUGGCGCCCCCAACCCCAUUGGGGAUGCCGUCCUGCAGUACAUUCUUCACCUCUCCAAGAGGGUGGAGGCGGUGCGGCAGCCAGAGCGGGAGUCUCUCCCUGCGAAGGAGGCGAAGGCGGCGGCGGCGGCGGCGGGGGAGGAGGAGAAGGAUAACGCCGCCCCCGCCUGUGUGAGCUCGCUUGACGAUAUCUCUGCCUUUGUCGCCUUCGUGGAGGGCUGGGCACUUCAGACUGAAGACGAGCGUGGGGCGUUUCCGUCCGCGUUGGACGCGAAUGACGUUUGCUCCGCUGCAUGCAAUGUGCUGACUUUUCUCGAGGGACGGCCACCGCGGCCUCGCAAAAAACAUCGCAUAAACUGA
Molecule: messenger RNA, 840 nt
Organism: Trypanosoma conorhini
Lineage: Eukaryota; Euglenozoa; Kinetoplastea; Trypanosomatida; Trypanosomatidae
Exons: 1
Coding region: 1-840 (279 amino acids)
Source: RefSeq, a predicted model, not a curated record